Messenger RNA from Acyrthosiphon pisum (pea aphid), 913 nucleotides. RefSeq lists its product as uncharacterized. The transcript is spliced from 6 exons. The coding region runs from base 85 to 825 and encodes 246 amino acids. Lineage: Eukaryota; Metazoa; Arthropoda; Insecta; Hemiptera; Aphididae. The record is from RefSeq and is a predicted model, not a curated record.
UUUGGAUGUUUGAGAAAUUUUCCUCUUCAAUUAUUCUAAACAUUUUAAUUUACUUUUUCAGAUAUUCUUGAUCGUGAUGAAUUGAUGAACGAUUAUGGCGAUGAUGAGUCAAAUAAUGCAGCUGAUAAUUUUAAACAUGUUAUAAAUUCUUCAAAAAUGGUAGUACUACCUACCACCAAUAAUAACGAAAAAAAAAAAAAUGAAACACCAAACCCAGCUAUUGAUACUUCAAAUUAUUCUUACAUACAACAGGAUAUUUCUUCAUCACUAUUGCAGACUGCGAAUAAUGAAAAAUUUCAAAAAACUAUUAUAAACUAUUUGGCAUUUUUAAAAGUAGAGGUAUGCAAGAUAUCUAAUAGACAGGAAGAACUAUUUGAAUUGUUUAAUAACUCGCAAUUUAGUAGAUCUCUGACAGCUGCAGCUGAUGAAAGUAAUUUUGAAAUAGAUUAUUUUGUGUCAAAUUGGCCAAUAUCUGAUAUAAACGGAAUUAAUUAUAUGGAAGACAAAAUGAAAUCAGACAAUUCUUUUCAAAAACUUAUUGUGUGUGAAUUAGCCAGAACUGGUGGAAAAUCAUUGCCAAAUAUGAUAUAUAAAAUUUUGAAAAAGGUGUUUACAGAUAAAGUAUUAACUGAAUAUACUUACUACGGACUAAGAAAUAAAAAUAAUUUUUCAAUUUUAUCUAUAAAUAAAGCAAUAUUUGAGGCUAUCAAAAAGUCAAAGUUCAAAAGCUGCUGUGAUGAUGAGGUAAUUACAGCUAUAGGAAAAUGGCUCACCAGUGCUAAGGGAAGGCUGGAGAAAAAAACCAACAGCUGUAAUAAUAGUUGAUACACUAUUAUUUUUUUUUAUAACAUUUGUUUUUAAUCUUUCUAUGUUAAUUUCAAUUAAUUAUAGGUGCUAUAAUGUACCUAAACAU